AUGGGUUCAAGUGUUACUGUCUGUUGUCUCGUGGAAGUUAGCAUUUGUAGGGUCGGCUCAUUCAGGAGUGGGUUUAACAUGUCUAAGAAACACCAAGGGGCGGAGAACAUUCGGGUGGUUAUUCGCUGCCGUAAUCUGUUGGGAUUUGAAACAGAGAGGGGUGACAAGGCCCUUGUGCGGCUUGAUCUUGCUACUAACCAGGUUAUCGUGCAGCAUCCAAUUGGUGACGCUGAUGUUUUUGCAUUUGAUGCCGUAUAUAACAACACUUACACCCAGCGUGAUCUCUUUCUGCAGGAGGUGCAGCCGCUUGUUGAAGCGGUUUUGCAAGGGUAUAACGCAACGGUCUUUGCUUAUGGACAGUCUGGCUCCGGUAAGACACACACAAUGACUGGUAAACUGAAUGAUCAGGAAAUGUGGGGUAUGAUGCCGCAGGUUGUAAAUCACCUCUUCAACGAGAUCAAGAAACUUACGUCAGCAACAAGAACGUACAAAGUAAAGGUCUCUUAUAUAGAAUUGUAUAACGGCAAAUCGCGCGACCUCCUUUCAGCUAAACAGGGUAAUCUUGAGAUUAAACAGAAUAUGGCGAAAAACUUCUACGUCAAGGGUGCGGAGAUGCCGGAGGUGACGAACUUUGGUGAGGCUCUUCGUUGGUUUAACGCUGGAACGGAUCGUCGACAGACCGCAUCAACGGACCUUAACGAUAAUAGCAGUCGAUCGCACUCGCUAUUUACCCUCCAGGUGGAACAGUUUGACUUUGAACAGGAUCCCAGCGCACCGAUAGUUCUCACGAGCAAAAUUAACCUCGUGGACCUUGCUGGGUCGGAGAAGCUAAGUAAGACAAACGCUACCGGAGAAACCGCAAAGGAGGGUUGCAACAUUAACUUGUCACUUUCUGCGCUGGCAACUGUCAUCGACACUAUUGUGAAGGGAGGCAAGCACAUUCCCUACCGUGGAUCGCCCUUGACGAUGCUCCUGAAGGACUCGUUAGGUGGAAACGCGAAGACUGUUAUGUUUGCUAACAUUGGUCCUUCGGACAAGAAUAUUUCCGAAACUAUAUCCACUCUUAGAUUUGCUCUUCGAGCGAAGGAGAUCGAGAACAAACCUAUCAAGAACUUGGACCCAAAGGAUGCACGCAUCCAAGACUUACUUGACCAAAUUGCAGAUCUGAAGAGUCGCAUGGGAGAUGUUGAUCUCAACAAAGAGGACCAACUUAAACAGCGCAUAGAGGAACUAGAGAUUGAAAAUGCGGAUCUCCGUGGGGGUAGUGACAAGAACAAUCUCGAACUUGAAGAAAAUUGCCGGAACCUUCAGGCACAAUUGGAGAAAGUAAAUGAAGCGCUUGUAGAGAAGCAGAAAGAGGUUGCGAAGGAGGUAGACGCCCGUGCGAUGGUGGAGUGGAAUCUUCAAAAUGAAACGAGCCAUGUUCAGGACUUGCGCUCUGUUGCUAUUAAUUUUAUCAGGCGGGUCUGUUCAGAGAGUCAGUUGAAAGAUAUACGCGCCAAAAUGCCCCAGGAUGGUUCGUAUAACGUUAAGGACGAAACAUGGGACGUGAAAGAGAUACGGUUCUGCCUUGACGAGUUCACUGCAAUGUACGAAUCAAUGAGAACAUCGUCGUACACGCGGGAGGACUUGGAGCAAUACGCACAGAAGGCAGCGGUGAGCCUCCAAGAACAGGCACAGCGGCAACUCCAUGAGGCUGUGCGCUCCCGUGAUGAGUUGGCGCGGCAGCGCCAGGAGGACUCUGCUAAGCGGGCUGCUGAAAGUGAGUUACUCUCGCAGCUGAAGGUGGAGGUUAAUUCUCUCAAGGAUGAAAACGCGAAGUUGCGCGAUAAGAUUGAGCGCGAUCAGGAACGGAUUAAAGCCAAGGUGGCUAAGAGUAAAGAGGAAUAUAAGACAGUGGCGGAGCAGUUGGAGCGCACCAAGUCCGUGGUAACAGAGAAGGAGAGGGACAUAGAGCGGUUGAAGAAGAUGCUCGAAGAAAGUGGUAGCAGCACGCCGGGAAACACGCAGUCAGCGUGGGCUACCAGCGAGGAACGCGCCAAUCUCUUGCGAAUGUUGGAGGAGGAGAAAAAUGCAAGGAAGGAUUUAGAGUCGUGUGUGAGGGAGACGAACGUUUCGCUUCGUCGGUACGGUGUGUGUAUCAGCCAGUCCAAAGCUCCUGCAACUAGUGAGGGUGAAUCCGCUGCCGAGAAUGCCGAAGCCUUCAUUCUCCAGGCUGCAUCUGAAGAGCCUAUUGACGGUGACCUCUAUUCUCAGUUCCAGCAGCAGAUACGAGUGAUGCAGCGCCUGACACAACUUCGUCACCAGCAGCAGAAGAAACUAGGCGAUAUGGUAAAGAAAUACGAGCUCCUCAAGACAGGAAAGGUAACCUCGAAUCACGUCGCCCCGCCCGGAGCUGCGGCGCAAGGGGGUGGUGUGGAUGAAACAACGGCUCAGCAAAUCAAAGAGUUACUGCGGAAGAAAGAUGAUGAAAUUGAACGGAUAACACAAGAAAAGGAGAAGACCUGUGAUAAGAUUGUGAAAAAACUGAACAAAAGUGAAAUGAAAAUAAGGGAGUUGGAGACAGCACUCGAAGAGGAACGUGCACAAUUUACAGAGGAGCGUCAGGUGCUGGAUAGUGAGAAUCAGGAACUUCAGAAAUUCAACCAGCAGCUGUCCGUAGAAGUGGAGAUGCUUCGUGCUCAGCUGAAUGUUGUUAAGGAGGAGAUGUCCUCUUUGGAGCGAGCGAAGGCGGCUGAGUUGGAGCGGUGGAAAGAGGAGGAAGAGGACUACAACACGCGGAUUAAUGAAAUGCGUUCCAGCAUGUCUGCGUACGAUGAGCUGCAAAAGAGCUAUGAUCGCUUGCAGCAGCAACUCCAGCACGCGGAGGCUGCACUGAAAGAGAAGACUGACAAUCUCGAAAAUAAUAGGCAGAUUAUUAAGUGGUCGAAUUCCCUCCUUUCUGCGGAGAAGGAGAAGGUGGAGCAAAUGGAAAUGAUGAUGAAGCGACAGGAGGAGGAGAUGCGCCGGCAUGAGGAGCAACUUCGCUCUGAAAUGGUGGAUGAGAUCAAUAAGCAGGUGGUGGCGAACAACCGCCGCCUACAGGACCAGGCCGCCCAGUUUCAGGAUAUUAUUUCUCAAGAACAAGAAAAACAGAAGUCUAUCGUAAAGAAGGUUAAAGCCGCAAGAAAAGACGCCCAAAAAGCAGCGCAACGGUACGAUGAGAUGAUUCUGGAGAAUGAGUCACUGUUGUCCAAGCUGGAGGAGUUGAAGGUGAACUCUAUGCGUAUUUUCUUGGAAAAACAGGAGGCACAAAGGGAGCUGGACGCGUUACGUCCGUCACGAGUCGCCGCGACGCGGCGUCUCUGA
Molecule: messenger RNA, 3348 nt
Organism: Trypanosoma brucei brucei TREU927
Lineage: Eukaryota; Euglenozoa; Kinetoplastea; Trypanosomatida; Trypanosomatidae
Product: kinesin, putative
Exons: 1
Coding region: 1-3348 (1115 amino acids)
Biological process (GO): microtubule-based movement
Molecular function (GO): microtubule motor activity; ATP binding; microtubule binding
Source: RefSeq, a predicted model, not a curated record